UUUUUCUGACAUCGAUGACACACUUUUGUUUUGGAUGCAAAUCAACAAUUCCAAAUCGUAAAAUUAGUGCAUUUCGAUUAUCAAAUUAAUUUUUAAUGCUUUCUGAGCAGUCGAAGCUCAUUAGAAACCAUCACGCAAGUGUUCAGUGCUCCUUGAACUCCUCGCCAUUCCAGGAAACGGUUUGUAAUUGAAAGGAAGUAAACGGUGGGCAGAAAAUUAUAUCUCGCUUGAGAGCCAUAAUCUGAAGUGCAUUUAGGUACGUUCAGAAUAUUUCAAUAAAAUUUUACCGGAGUAAAACGUGCGCGAACUCGGGAAAACAGAAUGGCCACAGUUAAUCUAAACGGAUAUCGUGAUGGCGGAGGAGGUGGUUCUGGUUCUUCGUCAUCCGGUGGAUAUUACAACAACAGUGGUCCCUCUUCGUCGCAGUAUCCGAUCCAGGGCAAGAAGGAUCAGUGGAUCAAGUUGAACGUUGGCGGGACCUGUUUCCUGACUACAAAGACAACCCUCUCACGGGACCCCAAUUCCUUCUUGUCCCGUUUGAUUCAGGAAGACAGCGAUCUCAUUUCCGAUCGGGAUGAAACAGGUGCUUACCUUAUCGAUCGGGAUCCGCGAUACUUUGCACCAGUGCUGAACUAUCUGCGUCACGGCAAACUCGUGCUGGACGAUGGUUUAUCCGAGGAAGGCGUCCUGGAAGAGGCUGAGUUUUACAAUGUGACGCACCUUAUCGGGUUGCUGAAGGAUAACAUCGCUCGUAGGGAACAGCGACCGACUAUCGAUAAAAAGCGAGUCUAUCGGGUGCUACAAUGCCAGGAAAAUGAACUGACUCAGAUGGUAUCAACCAUGUCAGAUGGCUGGCGUUUCGAGCAGCUCAUCAAUAUCGGAACGUCCUACAAUUAUGGUGCGGAAGAGAAUGCCGAAUUCCUUUGCGUCGUUUCCAAGGAAUGCGCGAAUACUCUUAUCGGACGCGAGAACGAGUCUAACGAUCGGGCAAAGGUGUUACAGCAGAAAGGAUCACGCAUGUAAGCGUCGCACAGUUGGUAUGUAUUCAGGAAUCGACUGUUAACGGCUUAUAGCGACAAUUCGAAUCACCGAUCAAAAGAGGUAAUCAAUACUUACUGCUAACAGUACAUUACAACAGGUCAAUGCGCAAAACAGAUGCACAAUAUAACAGAUUAAUAGUAUUAAUGCAAAAUUCCCCGUUGAUCACCAAAUUUCUUUGUUGCUAGAAGGAAACACGAUCGUUGUUAAGAGUAAAUAUGCUAUCGAUUGAUUUCUAUUUCUCAAAUCAAGCUAUACGUUGGUAAUUCCAAAGAACAUAUACUGAUCGUGUACCCACCGAGCAAAUUUAAAGUUUUUAUGAACAAAAGUAUAACGCAAUUAGGUACCUACCAUUCUGACACUCAGCGCAGAAUAUCCUCUCUCAAAUUUAACUCUUCAAAGCUUCUAGGAAACUUACUAAUUUACGCUCCUCAAUCCUCAAUCGAAAGAAUUCAGAUAUGUAAACGACACUAUAGACUAGAAUAGGAAAGCGUCAGCAUUCAACUCAAUGUCUAAUUCAAUCAUAGUUGUUCCGACACUAAGGUCACGAAGUCUCCUUUGAAAGAGAUUAACCAAUAGUAAGCAUUCAUGUUCGGGGCUAAAGUUAAGCUAAUAAAUAUUCGUCGGCACAGUGAAGUCGCGUGUCGAAUCCUGCUUGUGUUCCCGGAACCUUUGAUUGUAAUUCUCGUCAAUCAUAACUUAAACUUUUUGUACUGCGAAACUAAAUGUUCAAGUAGUUUUCACGUUUAGUCAGAAUCACGUCACUAACAGUUUAUCAACAUGUAUGUUUACUAUAGUUUCCGAUUUUAAAAUGAUAUGCUCUACCAUUUAAAACGAUAUACAGAUGCAGUUCACACUUUCGAGUUAUAUUUCCAAAAGCAAAAGUUGUCCCCACUGUUUUUUUUUUCAUCUUGAACAAAUGUCUAUUGAUUCAAAAUGUGUGAAGCAAAUAACAAAAACAUGAUUAUAAACCAACAUCUCUAGAAUUUAGCAAGUGUGGAAAUACCGGUAGUAUGAUUCAAGAGGACGAUAAAUAUAAUUUACAAUCACGUA
Uranotaenia lowii is the source of this 2091-nucleotide messenger RNA. It is a transcript of the gene inc, whose product is annotated as BTB/POZ domain-containing protein KCTD5. Gene Ontology annotation, molecular function: cullin family protein binding. Bases 322 to 1023 code for a protein of 233 amino acids. The transcript has 4 exons. NCBI's taxonomy places the organism in Eukaryota, Metazoa, Arthropoda, Insecta, Diptera, Culicidae. The record is from RefSeq and is a predicted model, not a curated record. Gene Ontology annotation, cellular component: cytoplasm; Cul3-RING ubiquitin ligase complex. Gene Ontology annotation, biological process: protein homooligomerization; proteasome-mediated ubiquitin-dependent protein catabolic process.